CUUUUUACCACUCCUCUACGUAGAACAUAAUAUUUAACCUUCUUUCUGCUACAAGUGGCAUAUCGUACUUCACUUCCUGUUCAUCCGUUCACAGUUUGCACCUUUCUUUCCUCGCUGCUCUUAAAGUAACAACUGAAUCUCAGCCAAUCGGAGGAAGCUAAGAUUUUGAUUACCUAGCUGACUUGGGCCCCUUCCAUAUAUGUCCAUAUAUUCCUGCGCCCAUGGGUCGAACUCAUCGACUAGCGCCAUCGACCUCUCUUGGUAACAUAAGAGUAGCAAGUGUUCCAGUUUACUACAUAUUUCAGUGAUUUCCGCUCUUUCUAAUUCUCUUUACUUCAUGCUCUUUGUGGGUGUUGUCCAGUGUUGCUGUUGGGCUUCGUAGGAAAUUGAUGCGUAUCCAUGCGAGGAUUUCGAAUGGCGAGAAAAUGUGAUCAGUGGGUAUUUAGUUACCUGUACUGACAAGACAUCGAAAGCUUCCUAUGCCAUAGCAUACGCAUAACUUUAAAAUACAUAACCUCCGAGGGAAAAAUGAAGUCGGGAAGCUCCUUCGAGAAUAGGGGAUCCGUUCUGCUCAAACCGGAGGAAAACGAACAAGUCUUUCAGCUGAUAGGAAAUCGGUGUCAGUGCCUUGCAGCAGGAGUCAUUCAGUUAUACUUAACCGAGCCUCCCAUUCAUAGAGAAUGGUUAAAGAAGUCAUCGGGAAUAAUAACUUUAAUCAGGGACAAUCUUAAAAGAAAUUUUUUUCUCCGCUUAUAUUGUAUUCAAAGAAAAGCAAUGCUGUGGGAGCAUGAGGUUUACAAUUCCAUGGAUUACAAGGCUCCCAGAUUAUACUUUCAUACCUUUGAGGGUGAUGACUGUAUGACCGCAUUUAAUUUCGCGAGUGUUACAGAUGCAGUUACACUGAGAAACAUCCUCCUUGAGAAGCUUAAUAUCAAAAGACAACGGAGGCAAGAAAGACGCACAAAAAUGGAAGCUGAAGCCCAACGUGGUAUAACAUUGCCGAGAAAGAGCUACAGCAGUUCAUUGUCGCUCAAUAUUACACCUGGGAGUGCAACAAAUUUACCAAACGGUUCAUCAUCUAUGCGAGAAAAUAUUAGCGUUUCCAGUGGAUCUUUAUACAAUUCGUAUAUGAAGAAUCGAAAUUCUUCGAAAAGGAGACUAACAAAAGAAGACAUUAGUCUUCCUUCUAACUUUAGACACCUAACGCACAUGGGUUGGAAUGCCAACAAUAAAGGCAUUGAAUUAGACACCAAGGAUCCGCGAUUAAAGGAAUUUUUUAAUAAAGCAGGUGUUUCGGAGCGGGAACUUAACGAUCGAAAAACACGAGAAUUCAUAUUUAGCUUCAUAGAACAUCACGGUGGUUUUAACGAAGUUUUAAAGACGAUGGUUUCCGACGAUCGAUGUAAUACCCAACCAUUGCCUCUUCCGCUUCAUUCGGACAGUCCUCCACCUGUGCCAGCUAGAAUCAUGCCCAUCGGUACAAACUCUUCUUCAACUGGCGAUCAUCCUGUUAGGAGUGGACCUCCGGUUCCUCCAGCGCGGAUAAACGCCCCACCUCCUCCUCCAUGUGCACCUCCGGCACACCGGCCUCUACCAUCUCGGCCUUCUGCUCCAUUGGUAUCGCCUGCGCCAUCGCUGCCACUUGUUCCUCCACCUCCGGUGCCAUCGCAACCACCACCACCGCCACCUCCUCCUCCUCCGCCACCACCACCGCCACCGCCACUACCUGGUUAUAGCAAAGGUGAUACGGAAGGUGACACUCCAAUUCCUCCUCCACCACCUCCGUUGCCCGCUUCUGUUGAAAACAGCAGUGAAUCUUGCAUUUCCAAUCCUACGAAUUACGCCCCUAGUAAUAAUGGAGAAUCCUUAAAGCCAAGGGAUAUGCUUAUGGAAUCAAUAAGAAGCGGUACAACUCUUAAGAAGGUAAAUAAAACUGAUUCAAGACCUUCACCAACUGGUGAUUUAAGAAAUGAUUUGCUUCACCAAAUACGGCAAGGGGUGGAAUUAAAACCAGUCGUGAACGAGCCUAAGUCAAUUCCGUCAGCUGUGAUGGAGGAUGGAAUUGCUGGCGCACUUUCCAGGGCUUUAGCUGAGAGAUCACGUGCUAUACACAGUGAAAGUGAAGACUCCGUUAGUGGGUCAAGUGACGAUGACGACUGGGAUGAUUAAAUAACUGUCAUUGCAGAAAAGGUACAAAUUCUAUUGGAAAAGUAGCCGACUACAGGUAUGAUCGAUCUAAAUAAAUUUUCAAAUUGUCCGUCUUGUAGCUACUCGCUUACUUAGUAAAACCUACAUCAUAUUAUGUGUCAUUAAACGAUUAAACGUGUUGCGAGCAAGGCUAAAGCUUAUUGUGCCUAAGGAUGUAAAUAAAUGAGAAUAUUAGGAAUAGACGAACGUGGAGAACUCGAAUACUAAUUAAACCUAUGAUAAAACACGGUUAAGAGCCCGACAGAAGCACGUUGGCCAUACGAAACGUUGGUGAUACGAAAGGGUCAGCCUAUUUAUAUCUUACAGCUAAAAUCGUUUGUAAAAGUAUUCUCCGAAUUGGGUGUACCGAUUCGUUUCAAAUUCUACCACGUGAAUAUGGAAGCCCUAUGGUAAGUCUGUAUGGUAGGUUUUACGCUUCUUGAAGGCUUACAAUUGAAACCGAAGAGUUUCAGGACCUAGCUCGAACAAUGUGGAAUACUUUAGAAAUGCAACAUUACGGAGUCAGAUAGGAAAAUAUGGAAAAUACUUUAAUGAACGAUUGCAAGGGAAUGUUACCUUGUUCCGUGGGUAAUACAUGUUCCUAGAAGAAAAAUUGAAUUGCAGCUAUCAUCACCAAUGGCGCCAUUGGUCUAUUACACUAUAAAAAAUCGUGAAUCGACGGGAUUUCUACAGUUUUACUUCUACCGCUUUAUAAUUAUUUGACUGAAAUGGCAUAUGGAACUCUUCAUUUCGUAUAAUUCUCAAGAUAGCGUUUAACGGACUUCAACUGCAACGUGACGGUCCAAAGCGGUGCCCUUUCCGGGCCGAGGGCCUCCGAGGUACGGGGGCAGGCCGCCAUUUUGAGGAAACGCGGACCCUUGAGGGCGGGUGGACGCGAAGAGGAAGAUCCGGAGCACCGGUCACAUUCUGGGAGUUGGAGCACGGCCCGCGGCCGGUAAGGGGAGACCUCAAGCGAAUUCGAGAUCCCUCUGCCGGACUUCCGCGGGACGCGGUGGCGGGGGGUCGUCCGCUAGAUCGAGAUUUCGUUUCACGCCCGGGACAGGGUCAGUGAUGUGCCGUGCGUGGUUGUACCUAAGGCCUGCGGAGUCCCCCCACGCAGAGAGGAUCGGGUAGAAUGCAAAGGCAACGGGAUCUUGAAAACCAUCUGGCCAUUCGUUUAGAUAUCCGCUCUUGUACCAUGCAUAGUUGAGCAGUUUGUGAUAAUUCGACGAUGGAAGCCGGUUAUGUCCUAAAGAUUGUAAUUUUAUUACAUUAAAGCGCGUUCGUGAUCUUGAAAUUCUCUUCUAAUUUGGGUGCUAGCUUCCGUAAUCAUUUUCUCGUAAAGAGUAAGAGCCCAACGUUUAUCUUCUUUCUGCUCUUGUGAACCCAGAAAUAGUCCAUAAUUCAGGUCAUGGUGCAAGCUUCAAAGACCUGUUUUUUUCACAUUAUUCAGAAACGGAGGAAUGACGAAUUGAUGAGUACUUACCGUGCGCCGCUCCGACCUUAUAUUAUGACGAACAGAAAGCCGCCAUGUCACUAACUAAAACAGGUACAAUAAAUAAAUAUUGAUAAGAAAUGCACGAAGCACACAUGUAAUGAAUUUUAUUAAUUGCGUUGAUUCCUAAUUACAUUUCCGCUUCUAAAUUCUAAUAUAACGUGUCACAGAUCCGCGUGACACGAUAGUCAACAUGUUAAAAUCGAGCUUUCAUUUCUUACAGAAAUUAAAUUUAUGUACACUUUCAUCAUUUUAUUUUGCGAUUUAGUUUGAAAUGUUGAUUUCCAUAGAAUUACUUAUCUUAAAACAUAUAUAUGAGCACAUGUAUAUAAAUAGGUGACUGGAAUUGCCGUAUAAAAAAAAUCAUGUCCAUUGAAA
Molecule: messenger RNA, 4060 nt
Organism: Orussus abietinus
Lineage: Eukaryota; Metazoa; Arthropoda; Insecta; Hymenoptera; Orussidae
Product: neural Wiskott-Aldrich syndrome protein
Exons: 6
Coding region: 529-2169 (546 amino acids)
Biological process (GO): actin filament organization
Molecular function (GO): actin binding
Source: RefSeq, a predicted model, not a curated record